UGCCCGGCUAUUCCUAACCUUAGCGGAUUCCCCUCUCCACGCGUUGAGCCAACAUCCAACCAUGCACCGGCUAUUGUUAUACUUGAGCGGAUAUCGCGCAUUCGUUGGUAUACAUCAGUGAAUCAGGAAGGCGGAGGCAGCAUGAUCCGGCUAAUCCUUACCUAUGCGGUUCUCUAAGAACCCGACUGCAUGUCGGACAUUUGUCCGUCGACUCGUACUUUCAGCCAAUUGAAAGCCAACCACCACACCUUAUCGGAGACCUAUAUAUCGACUUCCCCUCCCCGCGUUGAUUAGAACUUCUCAUCCUUUCUUCUCUACUGCAACAUACAAAUAAAGCCGAUGAUGAGCACGUGAAUUGGCUCUCAGUACUCGAACUACUGUAACUCUGGAACGAGUUCUUAUCAAGAUGGCACCUCCGCACCCAUUCGAUCCCCUCACUCCGGGGGAGAUUGCUAAGGCCGCAAUCAUUGUACGCAAGGAGCUCCACGGAAAAGAUCCCAAUUUUCGUGUGAUCACUCUCCAGGAGCCGCCCAAGCAGGAGAUGAUCUCGUUUCUGGAAAGUGAACUUUGCGGAAAAAGUCGUGCACGACCAGUUCGAGCUGCACGCGUUCAAGUCACCGUUCGAGGCAAUUCGAAGCCCGAUGAGAUGAUCGAACUUAUUGUUGAUUUGACCUCUGGAUCUAUCAUUAAGAAAGAGCAUCUCAAGGGAAGGCACCCUUAUAUCGACUCCGCUUAUAUGCUUGCCGCCGAGAAGGCGUGCAGAGCAGACCCAAGAAUUGAAGCAGAGAUUCAAAAGCUUAAACUGCCAGAAGGUGCUCAAGUUGUUGUCGAGCCGUGGGCAUACGCGACUGAUGGGAUGACUGACGUGUCUGAACGUACUACGAUGUGCUGGUUCUAUCUGCGUUUACUCAACCACCCAGAUGCAAACUACUAUGCAUAUCCACUCGAUCUAUGUGCUGAGGUUUCUGAGCACCUCAAAGUCACUAAGAUUUAUCAUCUACCCUCUGCUGAGGAUGAGCGUAUCCGUGAAGUCGCACGGCCGUAUGAUCAUAGCAAAGCCCACUCGCCCGAGCUCAGCGAGUAUCAUCCUGAACUGCGGCCUCCACCGCGCACUACCACGAAGCCAUAUCAAGUAGUUCAGCCCGAAGGCCCUUCGUUCAAAGUGGAUGGCAACCUUCUUAGCUGGGAGAAGUGGACCGUGCGUGUGGGUUUCAAUUAUCGUGAAGGCCUCACCUUACAUGAUAUCAGGUACGAUGGUCGGAGCCUCUUCUACCGUCUAUCGCUGUCGGAGAUGUUCGUUCCUUACGGAGAUCCCCGAACGCCGUACCCGCGCAAAGGAGCCUUUGAUCUUGGGAAUGAUGGCGCUGGCAUCAACGCUAAUAACCUACGCCUCGGCUGUGACUGCCUCGGUACGAUUAAAUAUUUUGACGGUUGGCAUAACACUGCCUCGGGUGAGCCCCUCAAGCUCCCCAAUGUGGUAUGCUGCCAUGAGCAGGAUGAUGGAAUCCUUUGGAAGCAUACCAACCAUCGCACGCAAAAUGCCGUCGUGACUCGCUCGCGCAUUCUGGUGCUGCAGACCAUCAUCACAGUUAGCAACUACGAGUAUAUCUUCGCCUUCCACUUUGGUCAAGAUGCGUCCAUCCACUAUGAAGUGCGUGCAACCGGAAUCCUGUCGACCUGUCCCAUCAACAAUGGUGAUCAGGUAGGCUAUGGCACGGUCGUCGCGCCAGGCGUACUCGCUCCUUACCACCAACACCUCUUCUCUCUCCGCAUUGACCCGGCGAUCGACGGGUACACCAACUCUCUCCAAGUCGAGGAAUCCCACGCUAUGCCCAUCAACGAUCCAAAGGUGCACAACCCCCUCGGCGUGGGCUAUACGACAAAAUCCGAGAUCAUCACCAAAGAAGGCGGACACGACCUCGACUUUGCCAGCGGCCGCACUUUCAAAAUUAUCAACGAGAAACAAAUCAACCCCAUCACUGGCACUCCCGUGGGAUUCAAGUUGCUCCCAUGCUAUAGUCAGAUGCUCCUAGCGCAUCCACAAUCCUACCACGCACGACGCUCUGAAUUCGGCAGCCACGCAGUCUGGGUGACUCGAUACCAAGACGAUGAGCUAUUCCCAUCAGGCCAGCACACGAUGCAGUCUCUUGGUGGGGAGGGUAUUAGCUCGGUGAUUGCGCAACGCAAGGACGAUCCUGCUGCGUCGAAUGUACGUAAUGAAGAUAUCGUGAUUUGGCACACGUUCGGGUCAACUCAUAAUCCACGCAUUGAAGACUGGCCGGUAAUGCCUUCGGAGAAGAUGGUGGUGGGGUUGAAACCGGUCAAUUUCUUUACGGGAAAUCCGGGUCUGGAUGUUGCAGUCUCGACGCAGGAGAAGAAUAAGAGUGUUUUGGCUGACGAUGGAGCUGGAUGCAAGACAGGCGUUUGUCCGCGCUUGUAAACUACACCCGUCUGGUCAGAGAAGCGCAUAUGCAUUACGCCCGUUGAUGAGAACAGUCAGAUAGGGGGCGGAUAGAGUAAAUCGAGAUGUAGAAGAAUUUGAGGGUCACUCUGUCCAUUCGUUUUAGAGAUGACCUCGUGGCAAUCUGGAAGAUAAUAUAAGCCCCACAGAUAUCACAGUA
Molecule: messenger RNA, 2621 nt
Organism: Penicillium brasilianum
Lineage: Eukaryota; Fungi; Ascomycota; Eurotiomycetes; Eurotiales; Aspergillaceae
Source: the annotation of a GenBank genome assembly